Phaeodactylum tricornutum CCAP 1055/1 is the source of this 1185-nucleotide messenger RNA. RefSeq lists its product with no specific name. Lineage: Eukaryota; Bacillariophyta; Bacillariophyceae; Surirellales; Neidiaceae. The record is from RefSeq and is a predicted model, not a curated record. The coding region runs from base 89 to 1021 and encodes 310 amino acids. The transcript has a single exon.
CUUUUGCAUCGAACUGACUGUCAAUCGACACUGUUAGAUAGCCUAUUGCGUAGGCCAUUCUGCUAACAAUCUUUCGUAGGGACGCGUUAUGCAGAUGAACAUACCAACGACACUGUUGCUGUCACUCAUUGUAUUCUGGCAAAGCCUCCAAUCGGCGUUCGGCUUUUCACUCGUGGCGCCGGACAAAUCGGUGACACAGCUCUUGCAGGACCACGCCGGGGAUAUUGCCAACCUCAAGGCCGCUGCUCAGCAACAGCUAAACCGAGACGAUGCCAUGGCGGAGGAACCCUAUUGUCAAGACGUUUUCUACCUUCGUUACUGCCUGGAACUCAAAGAUUCGCCGUCGCAAUUGGAUCUGUUGAAGCGGAAUCUGGCCUGGAGAGAAGGGCCGGGUCGUUUGAUUUGUCAAAAAGCUGUGCAGGCAGUCAAGGAAGCUACCGCGGGGGAAGGCUGGAACAACGAACCUGUCCUCGCCAAGGCCCCAUUUUCCGAGACGAUUUCAAUGUACAUCAAACCCUCCAACGUCUUGACCACUACAUCGUCGCAGGCGGAUUUGGUGUACUGCAUUCGUGCCGGAAGUAUCGACGAUAAUGGCCUCAUGAAGGCCGUAUCGGUACAGCAGAUGACGGAGUUCUUUCUCUACGCCAAGGAAGUAAACGCGAUUGUGGCGAACCAGCGGUCGGCGUACUUGGACAAGCUGUUAUGUGUUUUAACGGCCAAUGAUCUGAGUGGGGUCAAGCUGAUCGGAGGAUCGGCGGACUUUCGCAAGGCGUUGUCAUCUUCCAGCAAGACCGCCACGGAACUGUAUCCAGCCACUUCGGGACCGACUCUUUUGUUGAAUCUACCGAUUUUGUUGAAUGCGCUCGUGAAACUCUUUACUCCACUGUUCCCACCGGCAGUCAACGCGCGUCUCAAGUUUGCGCAAGGACCGCUGAAAGACCUGAACUCUCUGGAAGAGAUCACGCCACAAGGUAGCGGACGGGUUCAGUUUCUGCGACAAAUGGAUGACAUUGUCUACUAGAGAAUCAAACAUAUUGUUCCUCUACUGCUACCGUAAGUGGAAGCUAACAGUGAAGCCACUCACUGUCACACACGAUCACUGUAGGGGGACUAGUCAGCAUUCACAGUGCGAACCCAAAAUGUGAAAUAAAGUUCAAUUUCAAAUGUUUAUGUUUGGAAUUAUUC